AUGACCGACACGUCCGACGUCCGAUGGGACGUCACGUACUCGUACUUUAUCUCGUACGGGAGCAAGCUGUUUUCGUUGGUGUGGCUGUGGAUGCUGCCUCCCCAACGCCCGCAGAUGCAAGAACUCAAGAAGAAGGGCGGCAAGAGCACCUUGGCCGGCAUCGUCCUCAUCGUGAUCUUUGUUUCAUGCCUGUCGUUCUCGGUCACGUCCAGCAUCAUGUCCAUCUACCCGUCGACCAAGUGCCACCGCAUUGCGGGCGGCAACGGCAAGUACGACGCCAAUGGCAAGUGCCCUGCCGUCAAGAGCCGCAAGGGCUAG
Aphanomyces invadans is the source of this 318-nucleotide messenger RNA. RefSeq lists its product as hypothetical. The transcript has a single exon. The coding region runs from base 1 to 318 and encodes 105 amino acids. Lineage: Eukaryota; Oomycota; Saprolegniomycetes; Saprolegniales; Verrucalvaceae. The record is from RefSeq and is a predicted model, not a curated record.